AUGGCUGAUUGGAAAUAUCGCGGCCUACACGGCCUGUGUCAAUGUCGAUAUGAAACAUCGGAAGUUCCCUACAAAUCACUCAAUGUUGUCCACGAUGACCUAAUGAGUAGUGCCUUACUAGAUUUUCUUUGUUGUGCAACAGAGGAGAUUAGAAGCCAGGAUAAUGAGGGAAUGUAUGAGGUGACAAAAUUGUCGGGAUUAAUGUCGAAAAAUUUCUCCUUGCGAAUUACUUUUCUGCGUGGCGGGAUUGUGCUAGAAGUUCCUUCUGGUGAGGAGUCGACGGCUAGAAUUAUCACUGGAGAGAAUGAUGAAGCAGACACAUAUUACUGA
This is a messenger RNA of Loa loa (African eye worm), 330 nucleotides long. RefSeq lists its product as hypothetical. The record is from RefSeq and is a predicted model, not a curated record. Bases 1 to 330 code for a protein of 109 amino acids. The transcript is spliced from 5 exons. Lineage: Eukaryota; Metazoa; Nematoda; Chromadorea; Rhabditida; Onchocercidae.